CCAGGCUGAACCCUGUCAGUAAUGUUCAUCUCCUCUCUCCCUCCAUCCCAGGCUGCCUUCCUACCAGGCUAGCCCAGGUCCAGAUGCACCAGAUUUACAAGGAUUUCCUGAGUGGCAGGCAACAGCAGCGAAUGGGAGAUCCGAUAUUGAGUGACGUGACGGGAAAAGGGGGAGCUCGUGGCCAGUGGCGGCGGUGGCGACAGUGGCGACCUGGGGAUCGACCUGGAGGGGCCUGGGCACCGUGCAGAGACCUCUAGAUCCAGCGCGAGGGACCUCCCGCCGGGAUGCCAGGGGAGCAGAUGGACCCUACUGGAAGUCAAUUGGAUUCAGAUUUCUCUCAGCAAGACACUCCUUGCCUGAUAAUAGAAGAUUCCCAGCCUGAAAGCCAGGUUCUGGAAGAAGAUGCAGGUUCUCACUUCAGCGUGCUAUCUCGACACCUUCCUAAUCUGCAGAUGCACAAAGAGAACCCCGGGUUGGAGAUUGUGUCAACUCUGGAACAAGCUCCUGCAGAACAAGGGGACAGUAAUCGCUCGUUUAAUGAACAUCUGAAAGAAAAGAAAGCUGCAGACCCUGUGGAGUCUUCUCAUUUGGGUACGAGUGGUUCCAUCAGUCAGGUCAUUGACCGGUUACCUCAGCCAAACAGGACAAGCAGAUAUAACGGACAAAAGGAAGAGCCAUCAACAGACAGAAGGCUCAGUGCUCUGGGAGUGACAGUAGAAGCUGCUUCUCCCCCAGAGGAGGAGAAGGAAGAAGAAGAGUUGGAGGAGGAGAAGGAAGAGGUGGGAGCAAAGGCUCCCGGUGCUGACACACACCCCCUUGCUGCUGAAGAUUCUGCUUCAUCACAGUUGGGCUUUGGAGUUCUGGAACUGUCCCAGAGCCAGGAUGUUGAAGAACAUACAGUGCCAUAUGAUGUCAACCAAGAGCAUCUGCAGUUGGUAACCACUAACUCGGGUUCUAGCCAGCUGUCUGAUGUGGAUGCGAGCACUGCAAUUAAAUGUGAAGAACAGCCCACUGAAGAUAUCUCCAUGAUAGAACAACCCAGCAAAGAUAUCCCUGGUACAGUGCAGCCCAGUAAAGGUAUCCAGGCAGUAGAAGAACAAAAUCCACCACUCGUAAGGUCUGAAGACCCGCCUUCCAGUCCUCAAGUUUCUGUUGCUGCUGUGGAAACAAAGGAACAGGUACCUGCCCGGGAGCUGCUGGAAGAGGGGCCGCAGGUUCAGCCGUCAUCAGUGCCUGAGGUUUCCUCAACUCAGGAGGACUUGUUUGAGCAGAGCAGUAGAACAGCUUCUGAUGGUUGUUCUACUCCUUCAAGGGAGGAAGGUGGGUGCUCUCCGGUUUCCACACCUGCUACCACCCUGCAGCUCCUGCAGCCCUCUGGUCAGAAGCCCCUCGUUCAGGAGAGCCUUUCCACGAAUUCCUCAGAUCUUGUUGCUCCUUCCCCUGAUGCUUUCCGAUCCACCCCUUUUAUCGUUCCUAGCAGUCCCACAGAGCAAGGAGGGAGAAAAGAUGAGCCCAUGGAUAUGUCAGUGAUACCUGCAGGAGGGGAGCCUUUCCAGAAGCUUCAUGAUGAUGAAGCAAUGGAGAUGGAAAAACCCCUUCUCCCAUCUCAUCCUGCUGUGUCACCGCAAGCAUCAACACCAGUGUCUCAGAGCACGCCAGUUUUCACUCCUGGCUCGCUUCCCAUCCCGUCCCAGCCCGAGUUCUCUCAUGACAUUUUCAUUCCAUCACCAAGUUUGGAAGAACCGUCAGAUGAUGUGAAGAAAGGUGGAGGUUUGCAUAGCUCAUCUCUCACUGUUGAGUGUUCCAAGACUUCAGAGAGUGAACCAAAGAAUUUCACUGAUGACCUUGGGCUCUCCAUGACAGGGGAUUCUUGCAAACUGAUGCUUUCUACAAGUGAGUAUAGUCAGUCCUCAAAGAUGGAGAGCUUGGGUUCUCCCAGGACUGAGGAAGACGGAGAGAACACACAGGUUGAUGAUACUGAAUCUUCGUCUCCAGUUACCAAUUCUAAACUUCCUGCUGAAAGUGAGAAUGUCUUGGUGACUCCAUCACAGGACGACCAGGUAGAAAUGAGUCAGGAUGUAGAUAAAGUAAAAGAGGAUGAAACAGAGGACAGAGGUGACAUUGGUGUUUUAGCUGCUGACUGUAAAGUCAGAGAAGACACGGUUGCUGAAGAUGUUUGCAUCGACCUCACUUGUGAUUCUGGGAGUCAGGCAGUUCCUUCUCCAGCUACCCGCUCGGAGGCCCUUUCCAGUGUCUUAGAUCAGGAGGAAGCUAUGGAAAUUAAAGAACACCAUCCAGAGGAAGGGUUUUCGGGAUCUGAAGUAGAAGAAGUCCCUGAGACUCCCUGUGGAAGUCACAGAGAGGAGCCCAAAGAAGAACCGAUGGAAAAUAUCCCACUGCACCUUUCUCUGACUGAAACUCAGUCUGAGGCAUUGUGUCUGCAGAAGGAAGCCCCCAAAGAGGAAUGCCCAGAAGCUAUGGAAAUUGAAACCAGCGUGAUUAGUAUUGACUCCCCCCAGAAACUGCCAGCACUUGACCAGGAAUUAGAACAUAAGGAUCAGGACACUUGGGAAGAAGGUACUUCUGAGGACUCCAGUGUUGUUAUCGUUGAUGUGAAGGAGCCCUCUCCUCGAGUUGACGUUUCCUGUGAACCUUUGGAGGGAGUGGAGAAAUGCUCAGACUCCCAGUCCUGGGGGGGUGUGGCACCAGAGGAAGAGAAUAGAUUAGAUACUCCAGAGGAGAAGAGUGUAGAGUGUGAUGGAGACUCAAAAGCAGAGGCCACAGAAAAGGACUCUGUAACAGAAGACUCUCCACAACCUCCUUUGCCUUCAGUGAGAGACGAACCUGUCAGACCUGAUCAGGAGACACAGCAGCCCCAAGUUCAAGAGAAAGAGAGCCCAGUGACCAUAGAUGCAGAAGUGGCUGAUGACAAGCAGCUGGGAUCAGACGGCAUAUGCCAGCAGCUUGAGAAGGCCUCUGCCCGUGCCUCACAAAGUUUCUGUGAAAGUUCUAGUGAAACCCCAUUUCAUUUCACUUUGCCUAAAGAAGGUGAUAUUAUCCCACCACUGACUGGCGCAACCCCACCUCUUAUUGGGCACCUAAAAUUGGAGCCCAAGAGACAUAGUACUCCUAUUGGGAUUAGUAACUAUCCAGAAAGCACCAUAGCAACCAGUGACGUCAUGUCUGAAAGCAUGGUGGAGAUCAAUGAUCCUCUACUGGGGAAUGAAAAAGGGGAUUCUGAGUCUGCCCCAGAAAUGGAUGGAAAACUGUCUCUGAAAAUGAAACUGGUUAGUCCUGAGACAGAGGCCAGUGAAGAAUCUUUGCAAUUUAGCCUGGAAAAGCCUACAACUGCUGAGAGAAAAAAUGGAUCUACUGCCAUUGCAGAGCCUGUUGCCAGUCCCCAGAAGCCCGUGCCUGUGUUUGGCUGCAUCUAUGAAGCCCAGCAAGAGAAGGAGGCUCAAAGUGAGGCUCCUCCCUCUGUACCCGCCAGGGCGAAUUUGCUCCAUUUUCCAAGUGCUCAAGAAGAAGACAAAGAAAAACCAGAUGUUACUUCAAAGCUCAGGCAGAGUGAACAGCCUGUGAAGCCUAUUGGGCCUGUCACAGACGAUGCUGCUUCUGAGGACUCUGCCUCUUCCGUUUCCCAGCAGAGGGCCUCACAGGGGUCCUUCAGUCCUGGAGAGGAAGUGAUGGAAACAGACCUGCUGGAAGGACUGGGUGCUAACCAAGACAGACCUAGUAAGAUGUUGAUGGAAAGGCCCACCCAGAGCAACAUCGGUAUCCAGACCGUGGACCAUUCCCUCUGUGCCCCAGAAACUGUCUCCGCAGCAACACAAACUGUGAAGAGUGUGUGUGAGCAGGGGACCAGUACAGUGGAGCAGAACUCUGGGAAACAAGAUGCCACUGUGCAGACAGAGAGGGGUAGUGGAGAGAAAGCCGCCAGUGCUCCUGUGGACGACACAGAGUCCCUCCACAGCCAGGGGGAAGAAGAAUUUGAAAUGCCCCAGCCUCCGCAUGGCCAUGUCUUGCAUCGCCACAUGAGAACCAUUCGAGAAGUCCGUACACUCGUCACCCGUGUCAUCACAGAUGUUUAUUAUGUGGAUGGGACAGAAGUGGAAAGGAAAAUAACAGAGGAGACUGAAGAACCAAUCGUAGAGUGUCAGGAAUGUGAAACAGAAGUUUCCCCUUCACAGACUGGAGGUUCCUCUGGGGACCUGGGGGACAUCAGCUCCUUCUCCUCCAAAGCUUCCAGCUCACACCACACAUCCAGUGGAACAAGUCUCUCAGCCAUACACAGCAGUGGCAGCUCAGGGCGAGGAGCUGGGCCACUCAAAGGAAAAGCCAGUGGGACAGAAGCUGCAGAUUUUGCCUUACCCAGUUCCCGAGGAGGCCCAGGAAAACUGAGUCCUAGAAAAGGGAUCAGUCAGACAGGGGCACCGGUGUGUGAGGAAGAUGGUGAUGCAGGCCUUGGCAUCAGACAGGGAGGGAAGGCUCCAGUUACACCUCGUGGGCGUGGGCGAAGGGGCCGUCCACCUUCUCGGACCACUGGAACCAGAGAAACGGUUGUGUCUGGUCCGUUGGGCGCAGAAGAUAUUUCACCUAGCAUGUCCCCAGAUGACAAAUCCUUCACCCGCGUUAUGCCUCGUGUGCCAGAUUCUACCAAACGGACGGAUGCCGGCUCUAGUGCUUUGCGGCGGAGUGAUUCUCCAGAGAUUCCUUUUCAGGCUGCUACUGGGUCCUCUGAUGGCUUGGAUUCCUCAUCUUCAGGAAACAGCUUUGUGGGGCUCCGUGUUGUAGCCAAGUGGUCAUCCAAUGGCUACUUUUACUCUGGGAAGAUCACCCGAGAUGUGGGAGCUGGGAAGUACAAGCUGCUCUUUGAUGAUGGGUACGAAUGUGAUGUGUUGGGCAAAGACAUUCUCCUGUGUGACCCCAUCCCCCUGGACACUGAAGUGACAGCCCUCUCAGAAGAUGAGUAUUUCAGUGCAGGAGUGGUGAAAGGACAUAGGAAGGAGUCUGGGGAGCUGUAUUACAGCAUUGAAAAAGAAGGCCAAAGGAAGUGGUAUAAACGAAUGGCAGUCAUUCUGUCCUUGGAGCAAGGAAACAGACUGAGAGAGCAAUAUGGGCUUGGCCCAUAUGAAGCUGUCACACCGCUCACGAAGGCAGCAGAUAUCAGCUUAGACAAUUUGGUGGAAGGAAAGCGGAAACGGCGCAGUAACAUUAGCUCCCCAGCCACCCCCACUGCCUCCAGUAGCAGCAGCACAACGCCCACACGUAAAGCCACAGAGAGUCCCCGUGCUUCCACCGGAGUCCCGUCAGGCAAAAGGAAACUUCCGACUUCUGAAGAGGAACGCUCCCCUGCUAAGCGAGGUCGAAAGUCUGCCACCGUGAAACCUGGAACAGUGGGGGCAGCAGAGUUUGUGAGCCCCUGUGAAACUGGAGACAACACAGGUGAGCCUUCUGUCCUGGAAGAGCCAAGAGGGCCUUUGCCCCUCAACAAGACUUUGUUUCUGGGCUAUGCCUUUCUCCUCACCAUGGCUACAACCAGUGACAAGCUGGCCAGUCGUUCUAAGCUGCUAGAUGGUCCUACAGGAAGCAGUGAAGAGGAGGAGGAAUUUUUAGAAAUUCCUCCUUUCAACAAGCAGUAUACAGAAUGCCAGCUUCGAGCAGGAGCUGGGUAUAUCCUUGAAGACUUCAAUGAAGCCCAGUGUAACACAGCCUACCAGUGUCUCCUGAUUGCGGACCAGCACUGUCGAACCCGGAAGUACUUCUUGUGCCUUGCCAGUGGCAUUCCUUGUGUGUCUCAUGUCUGGGUCCAUGACAGUUGCCAUGCUAACCAACUUCAAAACUAUCGUAAUUAUCUGCUGCCUGCUGGGUAUAGCCUUGAGGAGCAACGAAUUCUGGAUUGGCAACCCCGUGAAAACCCUUUCCAGAAUCUGAAGGUCCUCUUGGUGUCAGAUCAACAACAGAACUUCUUGGAGCUCUGGUCUGAGAUCCUUAUGACUGGAGGGGCAGCCUCUGUGAAGCAGCACCAUUCAAGUGCCCAUAACAAAGACAUUGCUUUAGGGGUAUUUGAUGUGGUGGUGACAGACCCCUCAUGCCCAGCCUCGGUGCUCAAGUGUGCUGAAGCCUUGCAACUGCCUGUGGUAUCACAAGAAUGGGUGAUCCAGUGCCUCAUUGUUGGGGAGAGAAUUGGAUUCAAGCAGCAUCCAAAAUAUAAACAUGAUUAUGUUUCUCACUAAGGAUACUUGGUCUUACUGGUUUUAUUCCCUGCUAUUGUGGAGACUGUGUUUUAAUCAGGUUUUAAGUGUGUCUUGUGUGUAAUUGUAUUCUUUGCAUGGACCUUGUAAAUAGUUUUAUUUGCUGGACUUUUAUGAUAAAAUAAAUGUUGAAUCUCUUUGGUUGUAGUAACUGGGAUGUCUUCAUCUGUUUCUUUGAGCUUAAUCUCAGAACAUGGUAAUCAUAGGAUCUUCUCGGAAGUUGUCAGCAGGCUUUUCACUUUAGCAGUACAACAAACAAAGGGAGAUAAAAUAUAAGAACGAACUUUAUUCUGUGGUAUCACUGUCAAUGUCAAAAGGUUAUUCCAGGCUACCUAAAAUGUUAUGCUUCCAAAAACAGUUUAAAGUAGGUGAGGGCCUAGGUAAACAGUAAGUAGUGCUAAAGUUGAGUGGGACUGGGGACAGCUCUAGGUAUCAAGAGUUUAUUGACAGAUGACCUGCUACUGGGAACGUGAACAUGACCAGUUGCUAAUGAAUGGACAGUGACUAUAAAUUUGCUGGGACUGUUUUCUGUAACAUAAGUAGUCAAGACUGUUGGAAGUUAUUCCUUCCUCACACUCAUCAUCAUAAUCCCUGUUAACGAACGGCUUCUCAUUCUCUAAAUAAAGCCAUCUGUCUUAUUUUUUCUAUAGUGCCAAAUAAUAAUUAGGCUUUGUGACCACACUUGUCUGUCUCAACAACUUGUCUUGCUGUGAGAUGAAAGCAAUCACAGACAAUAGCUAAAUUGAGUAUGUGUGGCUGUUUGAAUAGUUCUUUAUUUACAAAAACAAGCAGCAGGCUGUUACCCGCUAAGCCCUGCUUUUAGAGGUUAACAAGUUGGGGGUGAUCCUCCUGGAUAGUUGACAAGUACGGGCUCAGGCCUUCAUAGUGGGUGGUAGACAAUGUAGAUGAAGAGAGGACUCAGUGACUACAAACUGAGGUCCGGAUGUUUCAUUCUUGUCCAGCUUGGAGGGAAGGAUGUCAAUCAAGUGUUGUUUUGUUUAUGCUGCGGAGAUCAUUAGUAUGUUCUCCUCAGCCCAUGGUGGCUAGGCUAUCUGGCCACAAAACCUUAACUCAUGUGGCAGGUCUAAGGUGGGAAAACUGGGUUACAGUUUUCUGUUUCUAAAUCCGAACAAUUUGACCUCUAUCCUCUUUAGCCAGAACUGCCCCUUUACUAAUCUGAAAGAAUUAGAACCCACUGGCUCAAUUCUUCAGAUAAAGGAUACUAAAAUCUUAAAUUUUGGGGAAGGAUAAAGAUAAUCUGUGUAGUUAUAAACUACAAGGUACAGAAAGAGGGAGCCCACAGGCUGUCUGAAGGGUUUUCUCAUUUGGUGGUGACGUAGAAGCUGACCUGUUCAGAAGCCCGGUUCCUUCCUUACAUGAGCCAAGUCAAUGCUUACUGUGGUUACCUUCCAUAGGAAUAUAGUAACUGUUCAAUAGACCACUGUUACACAGUGAACCCACCCAGCAGAUGUCUUUAGUGUAAAGGAUCAAAGCCCUCGUGUGGUCAGCAGAGGGCUAUCAGACCCCAGCUCCCCUACAGGAAUGGUAGGAAGGAUUUUUAUACCUCUGCACUUCUUCUAGAAGACCCUUUCAGCAGUCUGCAGGCAUUUGAUGAAUGAUUUGAGACAUUUGUUACAGACCUCAGAACGUGGUAGGUCUGUUGUUUCAUUUUAUGAACCAGAGCUUUCUUUUACAUGCCAAAACUAUAAAAGAAAAAAAAAAAGUUUCAUUAAAUGCCAUGUCUUCCAAAGAAACAUGGCAAUCUGAGAUAAAGCUAACACCAUGGCAACAACACAGCUCUCUUAAGAAGCCGACUAUGACCACUGGAUGUCAGUAUUAGAUUUAAGGAAGUUUGAAAGAGAGAGCAUGGCACCACAGCCGCACUUCUGCUAGUACAUGUCAGAGCAGGCAGUGGAAGCCAGACUGCCCCCUAGAACAUAGCAGUACAUAGCCUAACACAGAACUUACCCUCAGCUGUAGUAGUUUACUAUGCUGAUGAACUUCACUAGAAAAUAAAUUCCAGUAAAAUUGAGGAACAUUAUCACCCUACCCCCAUACCCCCACCCUUUCCUGCAUCUCUGAGCCUUGCUUAUAAAAUGAGGGCAAUCUGGAGAUGAUGGCUAGAGUUGCAUUUUGGUCUUCUAUUGUUCAUUAACCCCCUCCUCCAAAUCUAGUAAGUGCCCCAUGGAUUGUUCCUACCUGCCCAGAGUCCCACCAGCCUGGGUAUAGUAUUUGUUAUAGUCUAGCCGGAGCAGUAACUGAGCCAAAUCUGAGUUGAUCUGGUGAUUCCGAACACUGGAAAGAAUCUUGAACAGGAGUGAAGACUGGCGACUAAAGCCCUGUUGAGAGACCCGAGCUGUCAGUGACCAGACAGAGUACUGGGGGGGGGGGGGGGAGGGGGGGAUCCUUUGGAAAAGCUUUGUUUAAGUGUUUGCAGAACCACCUGGCCUUCCCAUAUUCCCAUUUCUAUCAGCUCCUAAAAUGACUUCUUAGUACAUGUCGUGAAAUGCAUGACUCCCAUGAAAAUACUUUCUCGUUAGUAGAAAUUUAACAGCUCAUUUAAGAUUAAUAUAUUCCAUCACAUACUGGGAUUGCAGUGAUCUUGCUUUGUUACAAGGAGAUAAAUAUAGUCUGAGAUUAUAAUUAUAAGUGAGAUAGGAGGCUGGUUCAGGGAAGAAAGUGGGAUGUGAGAAAAUGAGCACAAAGCCAGUGCAUACUUGGUGGGCUGAAGAAACUAUUCAGGGCUGAACUAUUUCUGAACACUGUGAGGCAGCACAUUAUAAUCUCACCGAUACCAGCGCUUUUAUCUUUUUAUCUUGUCAUUUCUGUGUCUGUUCCGGAAAACGCUUUAUUGACCUGGAGCAGACUGCUUGCUCCGUAAGUGGGGGUGGAGGUAUGUGUUUUCAGUGGCUAGGCAGACUCACCUUCACGAGAAUGCUCAGCUGGGCAGCCCCACGCUCAUCCAGUGGACCUAGGUUCCGACUGACCAGUGAGCAGAAACUGUGACAGAGGUCCAGGAUUUCAUUCAGGCAGUGAAACACCUAUCCAAGAAUACAGCUGGCGUUAAGAAAUGAAGAAAUCGCUGAGAAAUGCAAGGUUUGGGAAAUAGUUUUUAACAGCUGACCUCCCAUGUCUGAUCUCAGCAGACACCACAACCUUCAAAGCUGUCUGGCCCUCCCAAGCAACAUACAGAAUGAACAUCCCUUCUUGGGACAGCUGGCUUCUCUGACUCCCUGCACAAAACCUCUGCUCUAGUCACCAUUAACUCCUCAUUCCUGAGACCCACUAAGUAUGCUCUUGCCUUUGAGCUCUGAGUGUUGUCCCCUGGGAUUCUCUUUUAGUAACAGUUCAAAGCCUCAUUCUCUGUGAACUGCUCCCUCCCUACUGCAGCCUUUAGUGAUCUCCACCCUUCUUCUGUUGUAGUAUCUGUGUUGUUCACUGGUGAUUGUCUGGGCCACCUGUGCUGUUGCUGACUUUUGUAUGUACAUGUCUUGUUGUUUUCCAACUAGAUUGUGAGCUCCUUAAGGGCAGAGCCAUGACUUAUACCUCUUUGUAUCCCCAGUGCCUUGCAUACAGUAAGCACUCAAUAAAGACUUCAAUUAUGAU
Messenger RNA from Mus pahari (shrew mouse), 9860 nucleotides. RefSeq names its product tumor protein p53 binding protein 1 (gene Tp53bp1). The record is from RefSeq and is a predicted model, not a curated record. Lineage: Eukaryota; Metazoa; Chordata; Mammalia; Rodentia; Muridae. Gene Ontology annotation, molecular function: histone binding. Gene Ontology annotation, biological process: positive regulation of transcription by RNA polymerase II; DNA damage checkpoint signaling. The transcript has 30 exons. The coding region runs from base 285 to 6236 and encodes 1983 amino acids. Gene Ontology annotation, cellular component: nucleus.